Messenger RNA from Carassius carassius (crucian carp), 2044 nucleotides. RefSeq names its product mitochondrial outer membrane protein SLC25A46-like. The record is from RefSeq and is a predicted model, not a curated record. The coding region runs from base 201 to 1436 and encodes 411 amino acids. Gene Ontology annotation, cellular component: mitochondrial outer membrane. The transcript is spliced from 8 exons. NCBI's taxonomy places the organism in Eukaryota, Metazoa, Chordata, Actinopteri, Cypriniformes, Cyprinidae. Gene Ontology annotation, biological process: mitochondrial membrane fission; mitochondrial fission; axon development.
AAAAGUCCAUUCAAGCUUGUGCUGCUGGGUUGUUUUGCUAAAGCACUAUCCUUGCUAGCAGCCUGCCUCGGUCAACAAGAAAUACAUUUUCUCAUUUUACGAUUGCUAUCAUUUUUAAUGAACUCAUAUAACAUCACAUAGGUUAUAAAUCGUAGGAAGUUGGACUGAGAUAUCUUGUCAAUUUCCUAGCGAUUCCCAGCAUGACUUCUCGUCGGCCUGACAACUUUGAGGGUUUGGGUUACAAGGGCAGAGAAGAUCCGUCAUUCAGCGGGGGCUAUUCGGCCAGGUCAUUCAAUAAUUCAUCCGGCCCUGACAUCCAGCACUGGGUCACCACGCCUCCAGAUAUACCUGGCAGCAGAAACCUGCAUUUUGGCGAUCACACACCCCAAUUUGAGAAGGCGCCUGCCCCACCUGAAGCUGCAGACGAAGCCCAAUCAGCGGCUCCACCAUCCGAACAGCUGAAAAGAUUUGCAGGGUUUGGGAUAGGUCUUGCAAGCCUCUUCACAGAAAAUGUCCUGGCCCAUCCCUGCAUUGUGUUUCGACGUCAGUGUCAGGUGAAUUACCAUGCCAGGUGUUACCACCUGUCCCCACUGACAGCCAUCAGUGUAAUGUACAAUGUCACCAAAACUCAGGGUCCAAAGGCUUUAUGGAAAGGAAUGGGCAGCACUUUUGUGGUACAGGGGGUUACACUGGGAACGGAGGGCAUCAUUAGCGAAUGCACACCUUUACCAAGGGAGUUAUCACACAAGUGGAACCCUAAACAAGUCUUGGGACACUUAGUACUCAAAGGUUUCACAUAUGUGGUUGCAAUGCCGUUUUACUCAGCAAGUCUCAUAGAGACUGUACAGAGUGAAAUAAUCCGAGACAACCCCGGCAUCCUGGAUUGUGUGAAAGAGGGUAUCGGGCGUGUAGUGGGUAUGGGAGUUCCUCACAGCAAGCGUCUCCUUCCCCUCUGGAACCUGCUGUUCCCCACGGUCCUCCACGGUCUCCUCCACUAUGUUAUCAGUUCCAGCGUGCAGCGGCUGGUUCUUUACCUGCUGCGGCGUCGGAAUAGUGGCUCACCAAAGCACUCGUCCCCUGACUCCCAAGCGGACGCGGUCCAGUCUAUGCUGGAUGCAUACUUCCCUGAGCUCAUGGCCAGCUUUGCUGCCAGCCUGUGUGCGGAUGUGCUGCUGUUUCCUUUGGAAACGGUGUUGCACAGGCUGCAUAUCCAGGGAACACGCACUAUCAUCGACAACACUGACCUGGGUUGUGAAGUUUUGCCCAUUAACACGCAAUAUGAAGGAAUGAGGGACUGUAUUAAUGCUAUUCGCCGUGAAGAGGGCACCAUGGGCUUCUACAAGGGCUUCGGCUCCAUAGUGGUGCAAUACUCUCUUCAUGCCGCAGUUCUGCAGAUCACCAAGAUGAUCUACUCAAUGCUGCUGCGCAAUGCUUAAGUACAAUGAUUCGUAAAACAACGAUUCCUUCCUAAUUCUCUGGUCAUUUAUUUUGGUUGAGUUGGACAUGUGUCCUAAUAUGAAUUAAUAAUUGCACAUACUGAGGUUUUCUUCACCUCUUCCUGUACUUGCAUACGUUGUUUCAUAAAGCACUUGUUGUCUUGUUGAUUGCACGACACUUUUAUGCAAAAUAUUAUCCACUAGCGCCAAAACAUGUGUAAUAUUUCUGAAACAUCAACCUUUGUCAUUAUAUUCCUAUAUAGUUUCUACAUUUCAUCAAUGGUCACCGGGUUUCAUAAUGUGGUGUGUGAAUGUGAUUGUUCUUUUGGCAACACUGGUUUAAGACCUGUUCUUAAAGAAAUUGUCAUUAAAUUAUUAUUUGCACCUUAGUGAAACUUGUGCCAGUGUUUCAAACAGUGAAACUGUUUCUGUAUGCCAGGCUUAAGAUGAUAUAAGAGAUUAAAAAUUCAGUUCAUUGAAUGGGAAGCCAUUAUAUACACAACAAUGCAAUGUAAGAGUAGAAUUAAUGUACAUCUGGUUCCUCGGUGAGUAAAUAAUCAAGUUCUCAUUUAUUGGGCACCAUGAUUAAAAUAAAUGUCUAAAAUCUG